This is a messenger RNA of Papilio machaon (common yellow swallowtail), 580 nucleotides long. RefSeq lists its product as uncharacterized. The transcript is spliced from 3 exons. NCBI's taxonomy places the organism in Eukaryota, Metazoa, Arthropoda, Insecta, Lepidoptera, Papilionidae. Gene Ontology annotation, cellular component: mitochondrion. The record is from RefSeq and is a predicted model, not a curated record. Bases 140 to 580 code for a protein of 146 amino acids.
CUGACACUAUUAAUGACAAAAAUAUAUUGUCGUGAACAAAAAACAUGAAAAUUUUUAAGAUCUGAAAAAUCUAUUGCACAAAACAAGACCAAAGAAAACAUGAGGCUUCUAAUGCAACGACAAAAUAAUAUUUCUUAAAAUGUCGCUCUUUAAAUUAAAUGGAUUAGUACAACAGUUAGAAAGAAAAACCGCCAAAAUGUUAUAUAGCAGCUCAUCUAAGACAGGCGAUACCGGUUCAGAUGGAUGCGAUGCAACUAAGGAAAGUGACAAAGACAUCAAGGACGGUAGUUCGUCUCGUGAUGCCUUAACCUAUGCACUUAACACGUUUUACAAUAGUCGAAAAUACGGCCAUGAUUUGCCGGCCAACAACGUGUCGCUGAAUUUCGAGCCACUACACGGCAUACCUACUGGCGUCUUCAGGGAGACUUGCGGAGAGACACUAGGCGCCGGCACCGGUUUCGGAGGCUCGUGUUACCAGAAUCCUGAAUACUUUUCUUAUCAUCACAUGUCUUACUACGACUUUCAUAUAGCUUUAAGGGCAUUUCGGAAAGUUAGUCCUCAAACGGGACGAAAAAAAUAA